UGUGAAACGUAUUGGUUUUUGUAUUUUGAGUGCGUUGUAUCACAGGGGGCAGCACUGAGCUCAUCCUGUUAAAGCGGUAGAACAGAGGGAAGAAAAUGUAACGCUGGGCCUAGUUGGACAAGUAACGCCAAAGGGAGAUAUGUGCUUUAUUAUUUCCUACAUCGGACAUGACUGUAAGGACAUCCCAGACUUCCUUGGAGACACAUAUGGCCACUUUGCAAGAAGGCUGGAUCUGAGCUUCAAUCAGCUCAGGUCACUGGCAGGCAUCAAAACGUUCACUGAGCUGGAAGAGCUGGUCGUUGACAACAAUCUGCUUGGAAAUGACCUCCAGUUGCCCAGGUUACCCAACCUCCACACCCUGACACUCAAUAAGAACCAACUGACUGAUAUCGAGGCCCUGUUGGAACACUUGGCUGAUGUGACCCCGUCACUGGAGUACCUAAGCCUGCUGGGAAAUGAGGCCUGCCCCAACCAGCUGGUCAGCCCGGAUAAGGAUGAGGAUGACUACCAGAGAUACAGGUACUUUGUUCUGCACAAGUUGCCCCAGCUGAAGUUCCUGGACACCAGGAAAGUUACCAAGAAAGAAGUGAUGGAGGCACAGGCAAGAGGAGCAUUCAUGAAAGUGGUCAAACCCAAGUCAGACACUACAGCGCUGAUAUCCUCUGAGCUGCUGAUAGAUGCGUCAUAUCUUGGGGAGAAACGGGUUUGUCCUCAGCAGCCACGUAAUGAGGCUGGAUCUGAGAGUCACCCACUGCCCUACACUCCUCUACCCCGAGGGUCCAGAGACGCCAGGAACCACAAAGGGGUAUUCGCCAAGUGCCGCUACGUCUACUAUGGCAAGCACUCAGAAGGCAACAGAUUCAUCCGAAACGACCAACUCUGAUGGACAGCCGGUCAGGCAUAAAGAGGGACAUGAAUGACAAUGAGUGUUAACAAGGAAGAUGAUCACCCCCAUGUCUUAUUUAUUAAAAGCACUGGUGAUAUUGAGUCACCUCAUCUCCCACUGGAAAGAGAUUUAAACUUUAUCAAAAUAUGCUGUCAUGGUUAUGUAAGGAGAAUGUUUUGUUUUUUUUUCCUUCCAAAGAUCAUAUUCCAGCCCCAUAGUUAUGGCUUCCUCUGCUGAGCUUGGUCUGCUUCUGCCUCCCUGUUUCCAGCUCGGAGUCAGAGUCAGAGAUGACACUCCCACUGACAUGAUUGCCUCUAAGCAUCAGAAACCGCACAACUACAGACACACGCACACCGACACACGCAAAAGGACAGUCUCUCUCUCUCUCUCUCGUUCUCUUACACACAGUCAGUGACAAACAGACCCAGCCAAUUGCAUCCUUUUCUUUGACAGCCAUGAUGGAUCACCCAUCCACUACCGCCACUAAUCAAGGGUGAAGGGGGUGACGGUCACACACCUGGGGCCUGACACAGACUCAUCUCUCUCUCUCUCUCUCUCUCUCUCUCUCUCUCUCUCUCUCACUGUUUCCCUCUUUCGCUCUCUCUUUUACACACACACUCACACACACACACCCACACACACAUUACUGCUGUUUAAAACAUUAAGACACUGCAAAGAGUUUGACAGAACAAGGUUUACACAGCCUGGUUAAACACUUAGAAGAUUUUCAGUCUGAACUUGAGGCAUGAUCAGUCUUGUUUUGUUUGCUUUUCCUUCUUUUAUUUGAAUGAAUUUUACUGAAUUUGUUUUAUCUGAAAAAGGAAAGAGGAAUUGUUUUUAAAAGUCAGACAUAUAUCUGAUAUUUGAGCAAUGGUUUGGUCAGUGUGUGUUGCAAGUAUAGAAAAGCUUUGAAAAGCCUUGUCAAAUCCAGCUUUUAAAGUCAAACUCAUUCCACUAUCGGCCUUAACGAAGAACAGAGUUGUAACCAAGUGUGCAUUUCAGGUGUGUCAUUAUCUAUUAUGGUGCCAGAAACUUAAGUUAUUGUGCCUGUCCCACUGUCUUCAGCCAGUUAACUACUUCAUGCUGAAAUAUUCCUUUUAUUAUUUGCAUUCCAUUGUGUUCAGUUGUGAACAAACUAUAAUACAUAAUUUUCAGAAAAAAAUUUAAUGUUAUAUUGAAAGGACAGUCACCCGAAAUUUGUUCAAAUGCAUUGUUUUUUAAGUGUUUUCAUUUUAUAAUACUUCAACAAUCAUCAUGGUUUUACAAUGAAUAUGUCUGUGGUGGUUUGUAAUACUUUUCACAACAACCUAUGGUAAAGUGCUGCCAGGUUUUAAGAUCUUAUUUUUUAUUUCUCCAGGCAAGCGUCUAAUGUGAAAUUCUGUGAUGAAUGAAUGAUGUAAUGUAGCUGAUCUGAUGUGAAAUUAUAUUAGCUGGAUGUCUUCAAGUGAUUAAAUGGGUUUAACUUAACAUGAGUCUCUUGU
Molecule: messenger RNA, 2367 nt
Organism: Seriola aureovittata
Lineage: Eukaryota; Metazoa; Chordata; Actinopteri; Carangiformes; Carangidae
Gene: lrmda
Product: leucine rich melanocyte differentiation associated
Exons: 8
Coding region: 140-883 (247 amino acids)
Biological process (GO): melanocyte differentiation
Molecular function (GO): protein binding
Source: RefSeq, a predicted model, not a curated record